Messenger RNA from Nematolebias whitei (Rio pearlfish), 1765 nucleotides. Its product is annotated as fibrinogen C domain-containing protein 1. The record is from RefSeq and is a predicted model, not a curated record. The transcript has 9 exons. NCBI's taxonomy places the organism in Eukaryota, Metazoa, Chordata, Actinopteri, Cyprinodontiformes, Rivulidae. The coding region runs from base 53 to 1411 and encodes 452 amino acids.
AGACUGACAGAUUUAACGGCUCUGGACGUGCGUCCAUCUGAAGACACGCAGGAUGAUGCUGAACGAUCGGUGGACCAUCAUGAACAACAGCAGCUCAGAGCUGGACGCCAAACGGCCGAGACACAAGAGGUGUCGCAGCUUCCUGUUGUGGUCUGUUGUUGUCCUGGUUGUCACAGCAACCAUCGUCACAGCAACAGUCGUCGUCCUGUACCUGAACCACUAUCCUCUGCCCCUGCUCAGCAGGGCUGGAGUUUCCUCACCAGUGAUUUCCACAAACACCAAAGACUCUGGGGCCCUGGUGACGGUGUCCCGCGUAGUGGACGGAGAACCGAUCAGCAUCUUUCUGGACCCGAACUGUCCGGACUUCAAGGAGCAGUUCCUGCGCUGGGAGGCGCUGCAGAGCUCGUUGCUGCGGACGCUGACCAAUCACAACACGGAGGAGUGGCAGGAGAGGGGGUGGGUCCAGAAGCUCACAGAUGAGCUGAAAGUGUUAACAGGCCACGCCCACAACCUCAGGCUUGAAAGUGAUUUGCUGAAGAAAAGUCAAGGUGUUCUGGACCAACGAAUGAAUGAACUGCAGGCUGAGCAGAGCCGCAUCGUCCAGGUAUUGUCUGAAAAUCACUCAGGUGUGCUGAAAUUGGCUGAAGGUUUCCGAGAUUCUCUGGUCAGUCUGAAGAGGGAGACCGAGAGUCUGAGGAAGCUGAAGAGUGAACUGGGUCGAGACCUCAUACCCACAGCUGUCAGACCAAAAGACUGCAGGGACAUCCUGACGUCCGGCGUCUCUCAGGACGGAGUUUAUUCUGUGUUUCCAACUCACGAUCCCAACGGAUUCAUGGUCUACUGCGACAUGAGCACCGAGGGAGGAGGCUGGACGGUGAUCCAGAGGAGGGAGGACGGCUCGGUGAACUUCUUCAGAGGCUGGGAGGCCUACAGAGACGGCUUUGGGACGAGCACAGGAGAACACUGGCUGGGUCUGCAGAGGAUCUACGCCCUCACCAGGUCAGGUGGUUUUGAGUUACGUAUCGACAUGGCCGACUUUGACAACGCCACGGCGUUCGCUCAGUACUCCGACUUUUCUGUUGGGCGAGACUCUGUGAACCCAGAGGAGGAUGGCUACCCGCUGACUGUGGACGGGUACUCUGGGACGGCAGGUGACUCCUUUUUGAAGCAUUCUGGGAUGCGGUUCACCACCAAAGACCGGGACCAGGACCAGUCUGAGAACAACUGUGCGGCGUAUUAUCAGGGGGCGUGGUGGUACCGGAACUGCCACACAUCCAACCUGAAUGGGCAGUACCUGAGAGGAGGCCACGCCUCCUAUGCUGAUGGCGUGGAGUGGUCCAGCUGGACCGGCUGGCAGUACUCUCUCCGGUUCACCGAAAUGAAGAUACGACCCAGAAAUCCAGAGUCCUGAACCAAAACUCUCUCCUUCUCCACGGUCCAGGAGGAGCUCUCGGGUCUGAACAGCAGUUCCUCUUUGAUGUUCCAGGACCAAACUGAACCACCAGGUGAUGGGGCUUUGCUGCUGCAUCUCUGUGGAACAGUUCCCGUCUUCAUACACGGACCUCUGAGACCGCCAGACUUUUAGAUCUGUGAACCCGAACCGGAGCAGGAGGUCCAACAGAACUGAUGCUUUCAUGUUUCUGUGUUUCAGCUUUUACUUCUUCUUUCAUGUUUCCUGCAUUUUAUUGCUCUGUUCCUGACGGAGCUGUAAAACACUUUUAAUGUGCUAGAGAAAUUAAAGUGAGACGACACGACCUUUGACCCC